CCUUUUAAAAGACGGCGAAUCUUAACUUGCGAAAAUUCCGCACUCUAAAUAUUUACAAGCUGGAAUGCAUAAAACUAAAUUCCCCCAUAAAUCAAGAAGCCAGCGGAUAGCAACUACGUACUUAAUGUAAAUGUAAGCGGCAACAAAGCGCCGACUUAUCGUUUCAAAAAGAACCCAGCAUAAACAGGCUACACCGACAUGUCGUCAAUUUUUGGAGGUCUAGGUGGGACUAUAUAAUGUCGGUAAGCCCGGCUAGAAAUCACAGCAGUUGGGGAAUUUGCAAAAUGGACAAAUCGCCAAGUAAACCAGGAUCGCUUUUGCUACUGUUUUUACUGAGCAUUUCUUUGGGAGAUUCCAUGCCCCUGGAGGACAUGGACUCCCAGGAAAUGAUUGACUUGACCGAUCUUGGGGAUACUGUCUUCGGCAAUCCGGAUGUAGAGACCACUGGAGCUUUGGUCGAGGCACUCGAUGUGGAAUCAUCGCAGAAUCCCGAGGAGCUGGGCACCUACCACGAAGGUGACAUCCUGAUUCCACUCAGCUACAGGGACGCCCGAUCCAAUGGCACCCGUAAUGGAAUUUUGGCGCUGAGCUCCCGCUGGCCGGGCGGCGUCGUGCCCUACGAGAUCAAAGGACCUUUUACAAGCCAGGAAUUGGGGAACAUUAACCACGCUUUUAAGGAAUACCACACCAGAACAUGCGUGCGCUUCAAGCCCAGGACCACCGAAAAGGAUUACAUCUCCAUUGGUAGCGGAAAGUCUGGCUGUUGGAGCAGCAUUGGGCGCUUAGGUGGUCGCCAGGAAGUGAAUCUGCAGUCGCCCAACUGCCUGCGUACAUACGGCACUCCGAUCCACGAGCUGAUGCACGCCUUGGGCUUCUUCCAUGAGCAGAAUCGCCACGAACGCGAUUCCUAUGUGCGGGUGAUGAAGGACAACAUUAAGCCCGAGAUGAUGGUCAACUUCGAGAAGUCCAGUUCCAGGACACAGUACGGCUUUGGCGUGGAGUACGACUAUGGCAGUGUGAUGCACUACUCACCCACCAGUUUCACUCGGAAUGGCCAGCCCACGUUGAAGGCACUGCGGGCCACAUUAGAUGCCAGCCAGAUGGGUCAACGCAAGGGUUUUUCCGCCGGAGAUGUGCGCAAGAUCAACGCGAUGUACAAGUGCAAGGUAUAGAUCACAUCUCCAUUCGAAGCUAACAAACAGUAUUUUGACAAACAUAAAUAUUUAUCAUC
Messenger RNA from Drosophila erecta, 1231 nucleotides. RefSeq names its product zinc metalloproteinase nas-8. The record is from RefSeq and is a predicted model, not a curated record. Gene Ontology annotation, molecular function: zinc ion binding; metalloendopeptidase activity. The transcript is spliced from 2 exons. NCBI's taxonomy places the organism in Eukaryota, Metazoa, Arthropoda, Insecta, Diptera, Drosophilidae. The coding region runs from base 237 to 1172 and encodes 311 amino acids. Gene Ontology annotation, biological process: proteolysis.